AUGCCAGCAAGCUCCCUGCUCAACCUCUCUCCCACUCCUUCCCCGCUCGGUGAACAGUGGUGUCCCAAGGGCCUGAUGCGAGAUCCUUUUCUGCUGUACCACCCGCCCAGCGACCGGUUUGUGCUGCUCUGGACGACGGGAUGGGCGGCGACGACGAUCGGAUUUGCAACCUCCGACGAUCUCGUCCAUUGGAGCGCGCAGCGCGCCAUCGAGGUGACGCGCGGGCUGGCCGACCCGAUCGUCACGUGGGCGCCCGAAGCCGUCUUCGACCCUGAUAGCGGCAGCAUCGAAUGGUCGAAUCUGGAGCCGACAAAGGGGCGGCUAACAGCAGACGAGAAGAAGGAGCGGCAGAAGGCGUACCGAAACGCGAGUCAGUCCUACUGGCAGACGCCCAAGCGCAUCUACUAUACCCUUACCGCCGACUUUGAGAGCUUCACGCCGGCACGGCUCCUCUUUGACUCUGGCUACUCAACCAUCGACGCCACCGUCCUUCGCAGCGAGGGCCACCACCGCAUGGAGUGGCGAUACUAUAUGGCGUACCGCGCAACGAUGGGCGACGCCGUCUCGCUCUACACGGCCGAGGCCAGCGACAUGACCGGGCCAUACCGGACGAUUGGCAACCUCAGUGCGCUGGUGCCGGUGCCCACCGAGGGGCCGAGCUUGGUUGAGUGGGGCGGCUGCUUCUACAUCUACCACGACAUGUACGAGGACGGCCGCUAUGGCGUGCUCUUGGCGCCGAGCAUGCACAAACCAUGGGAGUGCGACGGGUGCCGUGAAUAG
Emiliania huxleyi CCMP1516 is the source of this 780-nucleotide messenger RNA. RefSeq lists its product as hypothetical. The record is from RefSeq and is a predicted model, not a curated record. Lineage: Eukaryota; Haptophyta; Isochrysidales; Noelaerhabdaceae. Bases 1 to 780 code for a protein of 259 amino acids. The transcript has 6 exons.